AUGGCGGAGUUCCUGCCUCUUUGCGACGUGCUUUUCAACGUGAUCUCGCUGGCGGGAUAUUUCUGCGACGUCGUGUUCGACGUGGUCAUGGGAUAUGCCCUCCUGGAGCGGGGCUAUAAAGGCACGUUCGCAGCGACGAUAUCUAUCGUUGUGACGUCAUUGCUGAUAUCUCAGGUGCUGUCACUUCGGUGGUAUUUGCACGUGUGGUGGGCGGGAGAAGGUCGCAAGGGUCGACCACCCUGGCUCCCGAUCCUCCUGCACUGCCUGCAGGUUGGCGUUCUGUGGCGGUACGCGCGUCUUCUUGUUCCGGUGGAGUUGCGUCGCGUCAAACACCAAGUGCGCGACCUCUGUAUGCUACGCUUGGUGCACGCGUUCUGCGAGGCGGCGCCUAUGCUACUCCUCCAGCUGCACAUACUGCUCAAGGAUUCGAACCUCGAACCGCCCAACGAGCUCGGCGUGACGCCCGAGCCGAGUAUAGACGAACCGUCGGCCAACAAAGCCUUCGCCGAGCUGAACGUGAUAUCGGCGUCCCUGUCGAUGUUCUCCGUGUGCUGGGCUCUCGCCAGCUUCAGCAAGAACGUGCGUCUCCAGAACGUGCACCGGCUGGUGCUGACCUGGCUCGGCGUCAUCUUCCAGUUUCUGUGGAGGCUGGGAACUAUCUCGGCGCGAAUUUGCGCCCUCACCGUGUAUGCUCUAGUCUACGAAUAUUGGGUCUUCUUAGUUAUAGGUCUACACUGGGUGUCGAUGUUCCUGUGGCUGAUAUCGCCCAAGAACGUGUUCCACGGCGAGCGCAUCAGCCGGCCGCGAAAGGCGUACCUCUCAGCCCUCAUCGCCUUCGUCUACGUCUUCGCGUACGUCAACCUCCAGGAGCUGAACCACCGACAGAAGAUGGUGAUCUUCUACUGCGUGAUGUGCGUGGAGAACUGGUUGCUGGUGACCGCCUGGUGGUGGUCGGGCAGGGCGGCGAGACCGGCUGCCACGGCGGUGGCAGCCGCUGCCGCCUUCUGCGCCGGAUUGGGCUUCAUGCUGCUCUACUACAGGUAUUUCCACGUGCGGAGAUUGGGCUACAUGCUUGGCGAACAUCAACAGGGCACGAACAGUACAAAUGCAUCGUCACAAAACAAAAACGGCAAAGGCUCUGCGGCGGCAGACAACACCGCCAUACCGGGCGUGUUCAACUGUCGCUUCUCGAACCCAGUCAAUAACAGCGCAGCGAACGGUCGCAAGAAGAAGAAGCCGACGACGUUUGUGCCCCCUCCCGCCGCCCCGCCGGCCGCCUUCUGGAGGCGACCCCUCGCCGCUGCCCACAACCACCACGGUGGGUCGUCGGAGAACGAGGGCUCCAGCGUCGGCUCCCGCGUCAACAUCCAGCAGAAGCUGCAGGAGAAGAAGCAGAAGCAGCUCGCCGAGCUGCGCGUCAUAGAGGAGGAGAUCAAGCAGGGCAAGCUGGCCAAGACGACGCCCGUCGCCGCCGAGGAGAUCUACAGCAGCCUGCAGCGGCAGCCCAUCCCCAGGGCGAAGACCCACGCGGAGCCGCCCGCCUGGCCGAGCGUCGAACUCGCGCACUCGUACCAGAACUACCCGCCGCACCCCUGCGCCCUCUACACCACCUACACCGAGAUCAAGCAGUACGCGCAAGCCUUCGCGGACAGCGAGCCGGCCGUCGACAAAGUCCGGCUGCCGAGCCUCUACAGCCCCGCGCCGAGGAGCUUCUACGAGGACCCGAAUGUGCGUAGCGAGCGCCCACCCCUCCGCUCGCCCAACUACCUGGCCUUAAGCGAGGCCAGAGGCUACGAGCCGACUCGUAGCCCGAGGGCCGUCAACAGCCCGAGGGUCUACGCCGACCUGAACGGCUACGACACCGCCAACGCUGAGCCGCGCCAGCAGAACCCGAACGCCAGCGUAUACUCAGAGGGCCACAGGGUCAGCAUGGAGUACAACGCCUACGAGGCUCAAGGGUACGGGAAGUAUGCGGAGGGAAAGGAGGAGUAUAUAUCGGCCCUCCACACUGCACUGGCGACAGUCCAGGGCAUCGACUCGAGGGUCUACAAUGAGGUCGGCUGCAACCAGUACGGACAGAGCGAGCGGCCCUUCCCCUACCAGCCUGUGGCUAAGAAGGCCGAGCUGAUGAGGAAGAUGCAGAGGUGCCGGACGCCGGAGAUUCUUCUAGCACCCCACUAUCUGGAGGGCUGCAGCAGGCAGGUUUGCUGCCAUUGGAGCGGCUCCUACACCAACAGGAAAAAGGAGGACGGCGUCGGUGUGGGCGUGGGCCCAGGCGUGGGCGUGGGCAGCAGCGGCGAGGAGUCCAGCCCCGACGGGCCCGCCAGAGACACGCCUAGGCCGCCGAGUGACAUCGACAGUCAGAUAUCCCUGCCUCGCUCGUACACUCUGCCCCGCGAGUUCCGCUACUGGCGGCGGCGGCCGAGGUUCCGGGACGCCCAUGUGCCGAGCAACAACAGUAGCGACGGCGACGUGGACAGCGGGGACAACGACAGCUCCCGCCAGUCGGACUGUUCGGGCGCGUCGCAGCCGCAGCCCACUCGCGCCGACCGCCGCCCGCGCCGGCCCCACGCAGCCCGACACAAGCCGGAGACGGAGCUC
Iphiclides podalirius (scarce swallowtail) is the source of this 2601-nucleotide messenger RNA. The record is from the annotation of a GenBank genome assembly. Lineage: Eukaryota; Metazoa; Arthropoda; Insecta; Lepidoptera; Papilionidae.